GAGGAAUGGGGAAAGAAUUGCAUUGUACUGUACAAAACUUUGUCAAACUGGUCAAAAUUGACUUGGGUUUAUAGAUUUGGCAGUUAGGAAAAAUUCUAAAUAUAUUUGUAUUGUUACAUGUUUGGUAAGUUUGAUUUUGAUUGGCAAAUUCAAACUAAAAAUAAUCAAAAGACAGAAAUGGGAAAUUAUGGUGGUGAGUUUUAGAAGAAUUAUUUUCAAGGAUAUCAUCAUGUUAGUAUUAGAACUUGAAGCAAACCUUGUGCAAUGGUUAACUGGAAAUUGCUCUAUUUUAGGGAUUUUUUCAGGAACUACCCAUUAUGUCAUUAGCAGAUUGAGGAACCAGUUAGCCAAGGGAAAUGUGCUGCUUAGGCAUUGCUCCCAUGAAUUAUUUUGUGAUGAAAAUAAUGUUUGUGUCCUCACAUCCCACGAAUUUAACGACAGUGUAAUCUCUGUGAUUUCUUAAUAAUGAUAAGCGUGGCACUGUUAGAGUGGUGAUAGUGGCAACAUCCAAGUGGAGAGUUUCCCACGGUUGUGACAGCAGAUGUUGGCAGCAAACAAUGAAAUGAACCUUUUCUAUUCAUUCUGUUUCCUGUGAGCAAAUAUUUUGUUCCUCAUUGUCUAUCACAAAACCCUUCUGAGUGCAGCGUAGCUAUAACAAAACCUUAUUUAUCACCAGCAAUAUUUACCCUGCCUGUAAUCCAUUAUCAGCUAUUUUAUUUUAGUUCCGAACGGGACCUGCUGUUUGUUCUCUUCUGCACAGAACAAGAGAUGAACCCAAUGAAGCUGUCACCUUUGAGCUAAAGUAGAGUAUAUGUUACAUGAAAUAUUUCUUAUAUAGUUUAGUUCUGAAAACAUUGUUAAAAAUAUUGUUCCUUAUUUGCUGUUCCAAAUUAAAAAUGCAACGUAAUUAGCUACCAUCUGUUUCUUUGAACAGAUGUCCAUAUAUAUUAGCAUAUUAAUCACUUGUAAUGAGCUAAAAUCAGGGGUUUUGAGAACUUUGGUAUCAUUUUGAGUUGGUCCUUGGCUUGAUGCCUGUCCCUUCUUAGCUUGUUCCUCUUUAUGGGAUGAUUUACAGUACAACCAAGAGAUGUUCAUAAAUUCCUAUUAAACACACGGGCAGCUCAUUACUUUUUUCCUGUUUCCAAAGCAAUAUGAGAUAAAACAGAUGAAUAUGCAGUAGUUUUUUGCACUUCUCUCAAUGCUUUUUUAUCAAUUUGGGAUUUUUAUUUCAGUACAUUAAUCUGAUGUGUGUGUGUCAGAGCAUCUUUCUCAUAUCUAUAAAACAGUUCUUUCUCAAGUAUCUAUUUGCAGCAGAAACUAGAAAAGGUUUCACACUGUUCUGUAGACAGUGUGUGUGAGAACAAUGUAAAAACUUUCUAGAACUAUGUAAGUGGUUGUGCUUGCAUUAGAGUACCUGGGGCAGAGAAUCAAAGCUGCUCUGGCAGCCUGUUCUCUCCUGUGAGAGAAAACUGCUGGGAGGUAUCAGACACAGAGUCUGCCUGGCCUGGCAUCUUUUCUCCAGCAGGGCCAGCCCCAAGCAGGAGCCUAGGGUAUGGCAAAAAUAGGCAAGAAUGUAUUGUAUGGGAAAUAAUUUCUCUUUCUGGUGCUUAGUCCACAAGUCCCACCUCUUGUCUUUUCCCAGGGCUGCCUGAUGCAGUGUGGAGCAAGUGGAGAUGGAUAAGGAUUCAACAUUGAGUAGUGUCAAAGAUUGUGCUGCCAGAGAGAGGUCAGGUGUUUUCGGGUCCUAAAACUGGAACAAGAGGCAAUCUAUAAGGAUGUUCUUUCAAACUGAGAACAAUCUAGGUGGAGGACUUGGAGGAAUUCUGGACAGACAAGGCUAAAUCCCAGUGCUUAUGCAUAUCAUAGAGGAGAAAAGAAAGCACAGUGAGGGAAGAGGUGCCUUUUCCCAGCUCAGUGGUCUAGGGUGAUAUCCAUGGAGGAAUAUCACCUCCAUGGAUAGUGUAACCUGCUCUGCUCUGAUCUGGAGCAGGAAAUCCACAGAGGACCAUUGCUGCUUCACACUGUAGUUCUGGAACUGGCAAUAGCUGUGAAGCCUUUCCUUUUGGCAGCAUGGGACUGAACACUUGUGGGGAUGUAGGUAUACUCUUUUAUUUGGGAAAAAAAGAGUUCUCGAAACACUUCUUAGGAAAACUUCCUGUCUCCCAUAUCAGAUUUGUUCUGUCCUGGUACCUUGUUUUCAUGGCUACUGCUAGCACAGCAGUCGGGUGUGCUGGCGUAACAUCUGCUACCUUUUAUUUGGUUUUGAAAGCUCUUGAGCUUUUUCUCUCUCCCACAAGUCUCAUGUUAAUGUGCCUUAUAUUCAUGGCAUGGAUUACUGUGAGACUUCUGAAAGACUGAAAAUGGGAAAGUGCAGAGGCAGCUCCUCUUAGUGAUACACUAUCUUACACAUCAAAAGAGCACAGAUGAGAACAUGAGAGAUUGUAAAAACCCUCAGCUGGGAGGAGUUAGAUAAACACUCACCAGUGACCUGCCUGUUAAACCUUUUCCAGAAUGUGUGAGUCUGAGAGAUAAAGGGAGCUAUAAAGGAGGAAGCAGCUGGCAGGGCACCAGACCAAACUGACCACAGCUCCCAAAAGGUUGUGGCCCAGGUUUGAAGAGGUGCCUUCCUAAGGAAUCAGUAUGGAGCCUGAGGAGUACAGACAGAGAGGUGAGUGAUCCGUGGCUCUUGCAAAUAGGUGACAUUUGCUCGUGGAGAUCAACUGUUGUAGGGCUGUGAGUGAUACCCAAAAUUAGGAUGGACUAUAUACUCUUUACAUGUGCACUUUGCCUUGAGACUUGAAUCUGCUGAGGAAAAAAUGUGUCCCAGGGUUGAGUUUAAAUUCAUGGAUUAUGUCUGUGGGUAGCAGCCUUUUUGCUCUUACAUCUAAGAUGCUGUGGGAAAGCUGCAGAACUGUAGUUCUGAAUAAACUUGUGCUAAGGGGUUAUGCACAGUAGCUUUUCCCUGGCUUCACCCCCUGAGACUGCAGUGGUACUUGGACAGUUCUGGAGAUGGACAGCCAACUUUGGUUCCAGGGCUGGAGGAGAUUGCCUUAAAAAGUGGAGAAAGGGUGUGGAGCGAUGCAGCUGAUUUCAGAGGAUGUGAAAGUGGGUUUGCUUUAAUGACAAGGAAGUGUAGGACAUGAUGAAAAUUUAAUUCCUGUGAAAUGCAGAAAAUCUAACCUUUCAGUAACCAAACAAACUGCACUUGUACCAUGACUGUGUUUUAAAAGUACAUUUGAACUAUUUAAUGAUGGCACUGAAAAAACCCUGGGAGCCUGUUUUAGAACAUUAUUAGAUGGGACAAGUAGGGUGUAGGAGGGAGAAGCUGGGAGCAGUAUUCCAAUGCUGUUGGAAUCUCUGUCCAGUGCUAAGGACAGGUUGUGUGGAGUGCCUGUACUGCUAGUUAGUGUUUCCAUAAUUGAAACUGAAACCACUGGUUUGCCUCUUCCAGGGAAAGAGAUGGUGGAUUACAUUUGCCAGUACCUGAGCAAUGUGAGAGAGAGACGGGUGACUCCUGAUGUGCAGCCAGGUUACAUGAGAGCCCAGCUGCCAGACUCUGCCCCAAUGGACCCAGACAGCUGGGACAACAUCUUUGGAGAUAUAGAGAAGAUUAUUAUGCCAGGGGUAGUCCAUUGGCAAAGUCCACACAUGCAUGCCUACUUUCCAGCUCUAACUUCCUGGCCUUCACUCCUUGGAGAUAUGUUGGCUGACGCAAUUAACUGCUUGGGAUUCACAUGGGCCUCCAGCCCAGCCUGUACAGAACUGGAAAUGAAUGUGAUGGAUUGGUUGGCUAAAAUGCUGGGCCUUCCAGAUAAAUUCCUGCACCACCAUCCCGACAGUGUGGGUGGAGGAGUAUUACAGAGCACUGUGAGUGAAUCAACCUUGGUUGCACUGCUGGCAGCAAGGAAGAACAAGAUUCUGGAGAUGAAGGUUUCUGAGCCAGACACUGAUGAGUCCUCCCUCAAUUCUCGCCUCGUUGCUUAUGCAUCUGAUCAAGCACAUUCCUCUGUAGAAAAGGCUGGCUUGAUUUCUCUUGUGAAGAUAAAAUUUCUGCCUGUGGAUGAGAACUUUUCCCUCAGAGGUGAAACUUUGAAGAAAGCCAUUGCAGAAGACAGAAAGAAAGGCCUAGUGCCAGUCUUUGUUUGUGCAACUUUGGGUACAACUGGUGUCUGUGCUUUUGACAAUCUCUCAGAACUGGGUCCAGUUUGUGAUGCUGAGGGACUCUGGCUUCAUAUUGAUGCUGCAUAUGCAGGAACAGCAUUUGUAUGUCCUGAAUUUCGAUUGUUUUUGGAUGGAAUUGAAUAUGCAGAUUCCUUUACUUUUAAUCCUUCUAAGUGGAUGAUGGUCCAUUUUGACUGCACUGGAUUUUGGGUUAAAGAUAAAUACAAGUUGCAUCAAACCUUCAGUGUCAACCCUGUCUACCUCAGACAUGCCAAUUCAGGAGCUGCAAUUGACUUCAUGCACUGGCAAAUCCCACUGAGUCGUCGAUUUCGUUCUUUGAAGCUGUGGUUUGUGCUUCGUUCCUUUGGGGUGAAAAAGCUUCAAGCUCACGUCCGGCAGGGUACUGAAACAGCCAAAUUCUUUGAAUCCUUGGUUAAAAGUGACCCACUCUUUGAAAUUCCUGCCAAGAGACAUCUUGGGCUGGUUGUAUUUCGCCUAAAGGGUCCCAAUUGGCUGACAGAAAAACUCCUGAAAGAACUAAGCAGUUCUGGCAGGCUCUUCCUCAUUCCAGCAACCAUCCAUGACAAGUUCAUCAUUCGCUUUACUGUGACAUCCCAGUUCACAACCAGGGAAGAUGUUCUGCAGGACUGGAGCAUCAUUCAACACACUGCAGCCCAAAUCAUUAGCCAGAAUUAUGGGUUGCACUGCAUCAAUUCUGGUGAUGGGGCAGGAAUCCCCACUACAAUAGUUCAGCCUUCUUCUGAUGCCAUUAGCAAUGUUCCUCAGCUUUAUUUAGAUCGAGGGAAAUAUAAAACACCUUCCAGAAAAACAGUAGUACAGCCUAAGAAAUUAUCAGUAAGUCCCAGUAAGUGUGUGAUUAGUCAGCAGGUGAAAGGUCAAGAGGAUCCUCUGGAUGAUUGUUUUCCAGAAGAUGUCCAAAAUGUUACCAAACAUAAGUUAACCUCUUUUUUAUUCAGUUAUUUCUCUGUUCAAGGCAAGAGAAAGACAGCACGUUCCCUUAGCUGCACCAGUGUGCCAAUGACUGGUAAUCUGGAGCAAUGUAACCCCAAAGCAGCAGCCACUGACAAGAAGGAGUCUCGUGCAAGUGCCAGAGUUCUUUCCAGGCUGCCUGAAGACAUGAUGAUGUUUAAAAAAGGUGCCUUCAAAAAACUAAUUAAAUUCUACAGUGUCCCAAGCUUUCCAGAGUGUAGCAUUCAGUGUGGCCUUCAGCUGCCUUGUUGUCCUCUGCAGGCCAUUGUUUAACAAGGAAUACAGGGCAGAGGGCAAUGCAGUAGAUGGUAGAAGUCAAAGAUGAGCAUGGAAUGCUGGAAUUGCAAAACACUGCUUCAAGGAGUGAUUCAAGAAAGAAAUCUGAACCAUUGAGCAAAGAUAAAUAAUGUGCAUAAAUUGCAA
Molecule: messenger RNA, 5574 nt
Organism: Passer domesticus (house sparrow)
Lineage: Eukaryota; Metazoa; Chordata; Aves; Passeriformes; Passeridae
Gene: HDC
Product: histidine decarboxylase
Exons: 12
Coding region: 3343-5424 (693 amino acids)
Biological process (GO): L-histidine catabolic process; histamine biosynthetic process
Cellular component (GO): cytoplasm
Molecular function (GO): pyridoxal phosphate binding; histidine decarboxylase activity
Source: RefSeq, a predicted model, not a curated record